Molecule: messenger RNA, 10592 nt
Organism: Anolis carolinensis (green anole)
Lineage: Eukaryota; Metazoa; Chordata; Lepidosauria; Squamata; Anolidae
Gene: col6a3
Product: collagen type VI alpha 3 chain
Exons: 47
Coding region: 370-9825 (3151 amino acids)
Molecular function (GO): serine-type endopeptidase inhibitor activity; protein binding
Source: RefSeq, a predicted model, not a curated record
AAGUCUGCUUUUCAUUUACGGCUUGGGUCACUCAGCGAGGAGGCCCUGGAUGUAACGGUAGAGACAAUCCAGUUUUGAGCUGCAUCCUCCACCAAAGGCAGCUCUCAGCUCUCCUCUGCUCCAGCCCAGGGGGAAGGACUGACACUGGAUGCUUUUUUAAAAAGGGAAAAAAACAGCAUUCAGAAUCCCAAGUCCCUCCCUACUGCUGUGGAGACAAGCACAGAAGGGAGAUAUAGGAAAGUGUAACGAAAUGGAGAGCUGAGUCCAGUGUGCAAAUAAUUCCCUAAAUAAGAUCCUGGAAAUCGUAUUAGAUUUACUCAGGGAUCUAAAAAUUGGUGCUCUGCAAAACAAACCCACCCACUGAAGAAAAUGAGAAAACAUCGACAUUCGUCCUUAGGAGCAAUUAUUUGUCUCUUAUUCUCAGGUUAUUAUAUGGCUGCCGCCCAGCAGCAAAACAAUGGUGCUGCUGACAUAAUAUUUCUAGUGGAUUCCUCUUGGAGCAUUGGAAAGGAACAUUUCCAACUUGUUCGGGAGUUUCUGUAUGAUGUUGUAAAACAAUUAGAUGUGGGUGGAAAUGAUUUUCGGUUUGGCCUGGUCCAGUUCAGCGGAAACCCACAUACAGAGUUCCAGUUAAACACGUACCAUACUUUGCAAGAUGUCCUCUCCCAUAUCUCACACAUGCCUUAUAUGGGGGGAGGAACCAAGACUGGACAAGGAUUAGAGUUCCUAAUUCGGAACCAUCUAACUAAAGUUUCUGGAAGCAGAGUGAGUGAUGGCACUCCCCAGGUUGUUGUAGUGUUAACGGACGGACGGUCACAGGAUGAUGUGACUCUGCCAUCCUCUGUUCUUAAAUCUGCCGAUGUAAACAUGUUUGCCAUUGGAGUGCAGGAUGCAGUGGAAGGGGAGUUAAAGGAAAUAGCAAGUGAACCCCUUGAGAUACACCUGUUCAACCUAGAGAACUUUACUGCUCUCCACGGCAUUGUAGGAGAGUUAGUUGAAAGUAUUCACUCAUCACUGACUCCAGGCAUGGCUGGAGAAAAAGGAGUGGUUAAAGACAUCACAGCACAAGAAUCUGCUGACAUUAUUUUCCUUAUUGAUGGAUCAAACAACAUCGGCCCUGUCAUUUUCGCAACCGUUCGUGAUUUCGUUGCAAAUGUAAUUGAAAGACUCUCAGUUGGAUCUGAGUCCAUACGCGUUGGGGUGGUGACAUAUAGUGAUCAAUCCAGGACUGCUUUCUUCUUGAACAGCCACACCCGAAAAGCCGAUGUUCUCGAGGCAGUGAAGGCCCUUAGCUUUCCCGGGGGCGAGGAGGCUAACAUUGGGGAAGCCCUUGAAUUUGUGGUACAAAACCACUUUAAUCGUUCAGGAGGUAGCAGGAUAGAGGAACACGUCCCCCAGGUCUUAGUACUGAUAAGUUCCAGUGAGUCUAGUGAUGACAUUAGAGAAGGGGUCCUGGCCAUGAAGCAAGCUGGUGUAUUCUCAUUUAGCAUUGGGGUCAAAAAUGCUGACAAUGUAGAGCUUCAGCAAAUUGCUACUGAUGGAAGCUUCGUGUUUACCAUCCUGGACACCCGUAACCUUGGCGACCUUGAAGACCUCUUACUGCCAAAUAUUGUUGGAGUGGCCCAAAGAUUCAUUUUGUUAGAUACCCCAACCGUUUUUACAGAAGUUGUUGAAGUCAAUAGGAAGGACGUAGUCUUCCUGAUAGAUGGCACAACAGCUUUGGGAACUGCCUCCUUUAAUGCAAUCCGUGACUUCAUUGGAAAAAUCAUCAGCAGAUUGGAAAUUGGACCACACGCCAUACAAGUUGCAGUUGCGCAAUAUGGAGAUACUGUGAGACCAGAAAUCUAUUUGAAUACCUACCCAAACAAAAAAGAUAUCUCUACUAAUCUUAGAAAAAUAAGGCCAGCAGGUGGAGCUGUACUUAAUACAGGUGCUGCUCUGAGGACAGUUAAAAACUCCUUCUUCACCAGUUCUGUUGGAAGCAGGAUUGAGGAAGGUGUCCUCCCAGUGUUGGUACUUGUCACUGGUGGUAAGUCCAGAGAUGAUGUUGUCCAACCAGUGCAAGAACUGAAACGAGGAGGGAUAAUGGUCCUUGCUAUUGGAGCCCAAAAUGCAGACCGUGCUGAACUUGAGCAGAUUGCCUUCGAACCAGGCCUGGUUUUCACACCCACUGAAUUCCGCGUACAACCCCUAGCACAGAUUCUUCCCACUGUUUUGGCACACAUAAGGACACUUUCUGGAAGCGUUACAGAAACAACGGAUGUUCUGAUAAACAAAAGGGAUAUCAUCUUUCUUUUGGAUGGAUCAGCCAACGUUGGAAAUGCCAACUUUCCAUAUGUCCGGGACCUUGUUGUGAAUCUAGUUAACUCCCUUGAUGUUGGAAUUGAUGAUAUACGAAUCGGCUUAGUACAAUUUAGUGAGAAUCCCAAAACUGAAUUCUUUUUAAACUCUUUCCUAACAAAGGCAGAAGUACUUAGUCAUCUGAGUGGGCUGAAACUGCUGGGUGGUUCAGUGCUGAAUACUGGCUCUGCACUAGACUUUGUCUUUUCAAAUCACUUCACUAAAGCUGGUGGGAGCAGAAUAGAUGAAAAUGUCCCGCAGGUGUUAGUCUUCCUUACAGCAGGACCAUCGGUCGAUUCAUUCCAAGAGGCGGCCAGAGCCUUAGCGCGGGCAAGAGUGCUGACAUUUUCCAUUGGCGUUAGAAAUGCCGACCCUGCAGAACUUCAGCAAAUUUCCUUUAAUCCACAAAUAGUAUAUUUUAGGAAUGAAUUCCGUUCUCUAGCAAAUUUGCCACAGGAAAUGAUUAGGCCACUGACUACAUAUUAUAGUGGAGAUGUGGAAGAAGUUGUAAUCACAUCAACAGAGAGCAAGAGUGAUAUCUUUUUCUUGUUUGAUGGCUCCUCAAACCUUGCGGGUCAGUUUCCAGCUGUUCGUGAAUUUUUGCUUCGAGUUCUUUCUGACCUCAACCUGGGGCCUGAUGCCACACGUGUGGCUGUGGCACAGUUUAGUGACAACGUUCAGGUUGAAUUCAACUUUCAGGACAUCCCAUCCAAGCAAGAAAUCCUUCAGAGAGUGAAAAAGAUGAGGAUAAAAGGAGGACGGUCACUCAACAUUGGUGCUGCACUUGAAACUGCAAUGAGGGAUGUUUUUGUGAGGCAGGCUGGAAGCAGGAUCGAGGAAGGCGUGCCACAGUUCCUGGUGCUCCUUGCAGCUGGGAGAUCAAGUGAUGAUGUGGAUCAGCCUGCCAAUGCGCUGAAACAAGCUGGUGUUGCUACUUUUGUUAUCAAAUCCAGGACUGCAGAUCCUGUAGAAUUGGAAAGAAUCGUUUUUGCACCUCAAUUCAUUCUAAAUGCUGACUCCCUUUCUCGAAUUGGAGAAAUACAGCCUGAGAUAGUCAACUUGCUGAAAACCAUUGAAAUCAGAGAGUCAGGUGAUGAAAUUCAGAGGAAAGAUGUUGUGUUUCUGAUAGAUGGUUCAGAUGCCACCAGGAGUAGUUUCCCAGAGCUGAAGUCCUUUGUGCAAAGAGUGGUUGAUAGUUUGGAUGUUGGUCCUGGCAAAGUCCGCGUCGCUGUGGUUCAAUACAGUAAUGAUGCCAACACAGAGUUCAAUCUGAAUGAGUACUCAGACAAAGCAAGUGUGAUUACGGCUGUCCAGAGAAUGACUGCUAUGGGAGGCUAUGCCGUUAACACAGGGGCUGCCCUUAACUACCUGAUUGGCAAUGUAUUCACAAGAGAGGCUGGAAGCAGAGUGCAGGAAGGUGUGCCACAAUUUGUGAUCUUGCUGACUGCAGAAAGGUCGAGGGACGAUGUCAGAAGACCAGCCUUGGAACUGAAGACAAGAGGUGCAGUGCCUUUGGGCAUUGGAUUUGGAAAUGCAGAUAUCACUCAGUUGCAGACAAUUUCCUUUGUUCCUGAAUUUGCAGUCUUUGUUUCUGGUGUUAGUGAACUGGGCCGCAUUCAGCAGCUCAUAGCAGAAAGAGUGACUCGACUGACAAAGGCAGAAAUAGAGGCUUUGACUCCAGAAAUAACUGUUCCACUUCCUCGCCCAGGAGAUGGAAAGAAAGAUGUUGUAUUCCUUAUUGAUGAUUCCCAAUAUGCUGUUCCUGAAUUCAAUUCUGUCCGUGAGUUUAUUGAGAGACUUGUUAGCAAUUUGAAUGUGGGCUCUGAUAAUACUCGAAUAGCUGUAAUUCAGUUCAGUGAAGACCCCAGGGUUGCAUUUCUGCUAAAUGCACAUUCCACCAAGGAAGAAGUACAAGAUGCAGUGAGAAGGCUAAAACCCAAAGGAGGGAGACAAGUGAACCUUGGUUCUGCCCUUGAAUAUGUGUCAAAGAAUAUAUUUACAAGGCCCUCAGGAAGUCGCAUAGAAGAAGGUGCACCUCAAUUUUUAAUCCUCCUCUUUUCCCACCCAUCUGAUGAUGAUGUGGAAGACCCAGCAAUUCAAGUCAAACAAGUUGGUGUGGCACCAUUGACUAUUGCAAAGAAUGUGGAUCGAGAACUAAUGCAGACAAUAGCCCUUAGUCCUCAGUAUGUGUUCCAGGUGUCAACCUACCAGGAUCUUCCUACUCUGGAACAACAAUUGAUAAGCCCUGUUACAACGCUAACAACACAGCAGAUACAAGGACUCAUUGCUGAUACCAGUAGCCCGACAGAUAUUGACAGUGAAGCAAAGGACAUUGUCUUCCUUAUUGACAGUUCUGACAACGUUGGGGCAGAUUUUGCUCACAUUCGAGAUUUUAUCAUCCGAAUUAUCCAGCAGUUAGAUGUUAGAUCAAGGAAAGUGAGAAUUGGUGUGGUUCAAUUCAGCAAUAAUGUAUUCCCUGAGUUCUUCUUAAAAACCCAUCCAACCAAGAAUGCUGUGCUACAAGCCAUACGCCGCAUGCGGCCCAGAGGAGGCACUCCCCUGAAUGUUGGGAAAGCUCUGGAUUAUGUUGUGAAGAAUCACUUCAUCAAAUCUGCAGGAAGCAGGCGAGAAGAUGGAGUCCCACAGCAUUUAGUUCUGUUGCUUGGAGGGAGAUCCCAGGAUGAUGUCGGAAGACCUUCCAAUGUGAUCCUAUCAUCAGGGAUAAAGAGCCUGGGUGUGGGAGCAAAGAACGCAGAUAGUGCAGAACUGCAAAGAAUUACUAAUGACCAGAGAACGGCAUUCAUUGUGAGAGAAUUUGCUGAGCUCCCAACAAUAGAGAAAAGGUUCUUUGCAUCAUUUGAGGCACCUCAAGAACCACCGUUGGAAGAAACUGAAAUCCCUCUCGACAGUAAAAAGCAAGCCGACAUUGUUUUUUUGCUGGAUAGUUCCAUCAACUUUGGAAGAGAUAAUUUCCAGGAAGUUGUUGAUUUUGUAUAUGGUAUUAUUGAUGCUAUCUAUGAAGAAGGUGACUCCAUUAAAGUUGGCUUAGUGCAGUAUAACUCGGAUGUGAGUGAUGAAUUCUUCUUGAAGGACUUCACUGACAAGGAACAGAUCUUAGAAGCAGUGAAAAGAAUAGCAUAUAAAGGAGGCCGAACGGCCAAUACUGGCACAGCCAUCAAACACAUCAAAGCGAAACACUUCGUAAAGGAGGCUGGCAGCAGAGUCGAUCAGAAGGUACCUCAGAUUGCCUUUAUUAUAACAGGAGGCAGGCCAGAGGAUGAUGGGCAGACAGCUGCCUUGGCCUUGGCACAACAAGGUGUCAAGGUGUUUGCAGUUGGUGUGAGGAACAUUGACCUGGGCGACAUUGCAAAACUCUCCAGUGAUAGCACCACAGGUUUUCGGGCAGCAACAGCCCAGGAACUCUCGGAGUUGAAUGAGGCUGUCUUGGUUACCUUGAAUGAUGUCAUGAAAGAGCAGCUGUGCGUUGGUGUGGGAGAAGUCUCAAGAGAUUGUAAUCUGGAUGUUAUAAUUGGAUUUGAUGUCUCAGAUGUUGGGCCAGGGCAAAGUAUAUUCAAUGUGCAGAGAGUGCUGGAAUCAAAUGUUGAAGAUAUAUUGAACAGAAUUACUCGAAUGCAGAAAAUCAGCUGCACUCGCAACCAGGCACCAACUGUGCGCGUGGCUCUCCUGGCGCAGACUCCUUCUGGAGUAGUGGAAGCGUUUGACUUUUCUGAGUAUCAGCCAGAGUUGUUUGAAAAAUUCCGAGCCUUGAGCAAUCGUGGCCCAUUUGUCUUAACAGCAGAAACUCUCAGGUCUUAUCAGAAUAAAUUCAGAGCAUCUUCUGCAGGAAGUGUCAAGGUCGUAAUUCACUUAACUGAUGGCCUUGAUGGCCCUAGGGGGCAACUAGCUGCAGCAUCUGCUGAUCUGAAGAAAGAAGGUGUCAAGGCUCUCAUCCUUGUUGGGUUGGAGCGAGUGCCAAAUUUUGAAGAGGUGAUGCAACUGGAAUUUGGACGUGGCUUUACUUACAACCGUCCUCUCCAAGUGAAUUUGCUGGAUUUAGACUUUGACCUGGCAGAGCAACUGGACAGUAUUGCAGAAAGGGCAUGCUGUGGGGUCCCAUGCAAAUGCUCUGGACAGAGGGGAGACAGAGGAUUGCCAGGUUUAUUUGGACCAAAGGGACUUUCAGGAGAGAAUGGUUACAGAGGCUAUCCAGGAGAUGAAGGAGGACCAGGUGAACGUGGACCAGCAGGAAUAAAUGGAACUCAGGGAUUCCAAGGCUGUCCUGGUGAAAGAGGAACUAAGGGAAGUCGUGGAUUCCCAGGAGAAAAGGGUGCUUUAGGGGAAAUAGGCCUUGAUGGAAUAGACGGGGAAGAGGGAGACCGAGGCCUUCCAGGUUCUUCUGGAGAGAGGGGAAGCUCGGGCAGACGUGGUGUCAAAGGACCCAAAGGAGAGAGGGGAGAGAGAGGUGACCGUGGAUUGCGAGGAGAUGUGGGUGUCGCAGGGAUUGAUGGCACUCAAAGAGGACCCAGAGGCUCAAAAGGCGAACCUGGGCCAACGGGUGAACCUGGAGGAGAUGGACCUGCAGGUGCCCCAGGAGGACCUGGAAGGAAUGGAGGAUUUGGCAGAAGAGGACCUCCAGGAAGCAAAGGAAACAAAGGAGCAGCUGGUCUCCCAGGAGCAGUAGGAGAACAGGGUAUCAGAGGUCCACAGGGAUCACCAGGACCAAAUGGAACUCCGGGUCUUCGAGGAGAGCAAGGCAUCCCUGGUCCAAGGGGUGAUGGAGGUCCACUUGGACCUGCUGGAGAGCGUGGCAGAUCUGGUCCACUUGGCAAAAAGGGUGAACCUGGUGAACCUGGUCCAGGAGGGCCUGUUGGUCCUCCAGGGCCCCGAGGAUUGACGGGGGAUGAUGGACGUGAUGGAGUCGGCAGAGCUGGAGCUAAAGGCAGCAGGGGAGAACCUGGCUUCCCGGGAUAUCCAGGACCAAGGGGAACACCUGGAGAUCGUGGUGGUCCUGGUGAUGUUGGGCCAAAAGGAAGCAGAGGUCAAAGGGGACGGGCAGGAGAGCCCGGCUCCAUAGGCCAAAAAGGAGAGCGAGGAUAUCCUGGGGCAUCUGGACUGAAGGGUAACAAAGGAGAAUCAAGAGAUCAAUGUGCACUUGUACGUAACAUCAAAGAUAAAUGCCCUUGCUGUUAUGGUCCAAGAGAAUGCCCCAUUUUCCCAACAGAACUGGCCUUUGCACUAGAUACCUCAGCUGGUGGAAGUACAGAAGCUUUCAACAGAAUGAAGCAGUCAGUGUUGUCCAUUGUUAAUAAUCUCACGAUUGCUGAGAGCAACUGCCCACGUGGCGCCCGGGUUGCACUGGUUACCUAUAAUAGUGAAGUCACCACUGAGAUCCGCUUUGCUGACUCACGGAGAAAGAAAAAUCUAGUGAAACAGAUCCAGGACCUCCAAAUUGCACAAACAUCAAAACAGCGGAGUUUAGAAACAGCGAUGUCCUUUGUGGCCAGGAAUACCUUCAAGCGGGCACGCAGUGGGUUCCUCAUGAGGAAGGUGGCCGUUUUUUUCAGCAAUGGACCAACAAGAGCAUCUCCGCAACUUAAUGAAGCUAUGAUGAAGCUCUACGAUGCUGGAGUUGUACCUGUGUUCCUUACCAGCAGAGAGGACAGGGCCCUUAUAAAUGCAUUGCAGAUUAACAACACAGGUGGACAGGCUAUCACAUUUUCUGGGGGAGCAGAUCAACUACGCCAAACUAUUGGAAGACUAAUAACAUGCCAUAUUUGUCUAGAUGUGUGUGACCCUGAUGCCAGCUGCGGUGCUCAAAGGGGUGUCUUUGGUAGAGACAGACGGGCAGCCCCUACAGAUGUUGACAUCGAUAUAGCAUUCAUCCUUGAUAGUUCAGACAGCACCACUCACCUGCAGUUUAGUGAGAUGAAGAACUACAUUUCCUAUGUAGUAAGUCAGCUGGAAACUAGUUCUAAUCCCAGUGCAUCCCAGCACCAUGCCAGAGUCGCUGUUGUCCAACAUGCUCCUUACGAGUUUGAGUCAAAUUCAAGUACAUCUCCUGUUAAAGUUGAGUUGUCACUGACAGACUAUGCAUCCAAAGACAAGCUAAUAGAUUUUGUUAAGGACCAGAUGACACAGCUGCAUGGCACGCGGGCACUAACAAGUGCAAUAAAAUAUACAAUGACUCAUAUCUUUGAGAGUGCACCAAAUCCCAGAGACUUCAAAGUCAUUGUCUUGAUGAUGACAGGAAGUGUUGAAAAAGAAGAACUUGAACACCUUCAUAAAGUUAUUGUAGAAGCUAAAUGCAAAGGAUACUUUUUGGUCAUACUGGGGAUUGGAAGAAAAGUUAACAUCAAGAAUAUCUACAGUUUGGCAAGUGAGCCAAAUGACAUCUUCUUCAAAUACAUUGAUAAGCCAUCAGAACUUCAUGAAGAGCCUUUGCUACGCUUUGGAAACCUCUUGCCAGCUUUUAUCAGCAGUGAGAAUGCUUUUUACCUGUCUCCAGAUGUCAGGAAACAAUGUGAUUGGUUCCAGAAUGAUCAACCAGUGAAAAAAAUUGCCCAGAAAGAAAUACAUAUUCCAAAUAAUGCCACUGCUACACCUACAGCAACUGAAAAACCAAAAGUGACAAUGAUUAUGCACACCGGAGAAAUCCAGAUUACAGAUAUCACAGAAAACAGCGCUAAACUGCAUUGGGCAAACCCUGAAUCCCAAAAUGAUUAUGUCUAUGACAUUUCAAUUACAUCUGCUCAUGACAACUCUUUAGUUCUAAAACUAAAUCUAACUGGCACUGAACGGGUCAUUGGAGGUCUGGGAAGUGGGCAGAAGUAUCAUGUCAUUGUUACAGGUUACCACAAUGCACAUGUUAAAGCUACCUACAAGGGGACAUUUAUUACAAAGAGUAUGGCCUUGCCUAAGAUGCCUUCAGCAGCAACUGCCAAUUUAAUGAUGAACUCUGAACCAUUAGAAGGACCUAACACAGAUCCUUGCUUGCUGGACCUUGACAUGGGCACGCAGUGCAAGGAGUAUCAGGUUAAGUGGUUCUUUGACUACAAAAACAAGAUCUGCACCAAAGUUUGGUAUGGUGGGUGUGGCGGUAAUGCCAAUAGAUUUGAGACAGAAGCUGACUGCAUUAGCAGAUGCUUGAAGCCAUCAGAUGAGGAAGUCAUGCAGCUGCCUGUCCUUGAGCAAAGUCACUUGUCAGGACACAAAGUACCCAAGAAGAAGUUACCCAGGAAGAAAUUGCCCAGAAGGAAAUUGAAAAGGAGAGCAAGAAAAGCCAAAGAUAUUUGUAACUUGAGCAAAGAAGCAGGGCCCUGUAGAGAUUUUAUCCUGAAAUGGUUUUUUGACACGACGACCAAAAGUUGUGCUAGAUUCUGGUAUGGUGGCUGUGGUGGAAAUGAAAACAGAUUUAACACACAGAAAGAAUGUGAACAACUCUGCUUUGCAGGAAGUCCUGGCAUCAUCAUAACAAUGGGAACUUAAACCACCAGCACAAUAUCAACACAUACCUCUAAGAGAACCAGGGGUCAGCCAUUGCCGUCAUGCCCCACGUAGAAGCCAAGGGUAUGGGCAACCUUGCACUGUGCUGCUUCUGCUUUACAUUCUAAGCAAACCUUGAAGAAAGAGUUUUGCUGCACGACUAUCAAUAUGGUGCUAAACUGUUUGUGGACUAAAUGCUAAAUGUGUCUGGGAUAUACUCUAUACUUUCAACAUUAUGUAAUAUUUACCCACCACAGAUCUUAUUUGUUUGAGAAAAAAAACAAUUUUCUUUGGAUUCCGAUUCCGGCAUCAUGCUUAUUUGGGGUAAUGUAAAGAUUUUAAAAAAUGGGAAAAAUGUCACCUUAACUGUUAUGUACUUGCUUUUAUUGUUUUCAUAACUGAGCAUAACUUUAGAUGGAAAGCCUUUAGUUAAAAUGAGUAGUCAGUUCUGAAAUGCAAACAGUCCAACUUUUCAUUCUGCUUUUACUCUUACCGGAUUAGAUUUUGUACUAAUUUUUUUAUGCAUAUGUGAUCAAACCAACCUGAAAAUAAUGAAACAUUUCUGAAUAUAAAUGCACUGCUGGGAGCAACAACAGAGUUUAAAAACAAAGACAUGGUGUAGAAUGUUUUCGGCAAUCCUCUACCGUUGUGUGUUUUAUAAUUUAAAAAAAAUGGGCAGGGGUCGGAAUUCUAUUUUUAUUGUGAUUUCUGUUUCUAGGAAAUCUAUACAAAAAGACUUUAAAUAAAGUUUAAUUCUGGUUUAAAAAAAA